UCGGCCAUUGUGGAAAGUGGAAAAGACCUCGCCAAGAAAGGACAAAAAUAAAGCAUUGAAAGACAAGAGAAAAAGGGACAAGACAACAAUUGUUAAUAAAAUCUGCCAGUAACUCGCGAUUGUAGAGAUGGUCCAAUCGUGCUCAGCUUACGGAUGCAAAAACAGAUAUCAUAAAGACAAAAACAUUUCAUUUCACAAGUUCCCAUUAGCACGGCCAGACGUGUGUGGAAAAUGGGUUGCAGCAAUGAGAAGAAACAACUUCAAACCUACCAGAUACAGCAAUAUCUGCUCUCAGCAUUUCACUAAAGACUGUUUCAAACCAGAGUGUAACAACAGAGUCCUGAAGGAGAAUGCUGUACCUUCGCUUUUCUGUUUCAGUAAACUACAAAUCAAGGCAGAGUCCUUGGCCGACCCGUUCCCUCCAGAGAUGGAUUUCCCCCUGACCCUCCCCUCCCUUCCGCUCUCUGACACAGAGGAGACCCAGCAAGAGAUACAGACAGAGACUCAUCACACUGUAGACCCUUUACCCCUGGUAGAGAACCUUCCCCACAGCAUGUCCAUCUCCUGCGACCACAACUACACUGUAGAGGACACGGUUCAGCAGAAGAAGAGGAUUGAGCAACUGGAAGAACAGCUGGAUAAGCUGAGGAAGAAGUUAAAGACCGUACAGCAGAAGUGUCGUAGGCAGGAGAGACAAUUGAAGAGGUUUAAGGCUAUCGGAGAGUUCCAGAGGGUGAACAGGGACCCCGCGCUUGGAGAGGGAUAUGUAAUUCUACCCAAACAGCUUUAUGAUGCGCUCAAAGGGAUUGAGCCCGUAGAGGGCCCGUGAACGCCUCAAAUACACCUAGCCUGGGUGCCAGUCUGUUUUGUGUUAUGGGAGUUGGCAAGACCACAAACCGGUCUGGGACCAGGCUGUAAUAGUCUAGGCUACGGACCCUGAUGGUUUUUUCUCUGGGUCUGCCUUCAGUGUAUUGGGGUGGUCCCAGGUUUAUCAGUCCCUGCUUUAUAGGGUCAGUGUGAAGACUCCCAUAUCACCUCUCCCAAUAGAGGUGUAGCAGAUGACUAUCUCUACUACCUUGUCUGAGGCCUAGAACUACUGGCAUCCUGUAUCCAGACAUGUCUUGUCUAGGGUCAAGUGGUAUUGCUGGUGAUUUCUUGUGUUAUGUUGUGUCAGUGUGGAGGGUUGUUUGCAACCGGGUCGGGUGGGUUUUCCACUUUUGUCACAGACAAAAACCAACUAUACAUUUCUUUGGUAGUUUUUAUUUUAUUUUAUUUUAUUUCAUUUUCUUCAAGCUGUAAACUUAAGGGAAAAUCCCUCAAAGUACAAUAACUGUUAUUUGAAGGGUUGAUUUAAAAAAAAAAAAAAAAUUGGUGGAGGGAUGAACACUUGUACUGUAUGUCCAUUGUUUUAGUAUUUUAGUCGAUUUAUGUGUACUCUUGGACAAAAAAUGGAAUGAUAAAAUGGGAGGUUUG
Molecule: messenger RNA, 1473 nt
Organism: Salmo salar (Atlantic salmon)
Lineage: Eukaryota; Metazoa; Chordata; Actinopteri; Salmoniformes; Salmonidae
Gene: thap1
Product: THAP domain containing, apoptosis associated protein 1
Biological process (GO): regulation of transcription by RNA polymerase II
Cellular component (GO): nucleus
Molecular function (GO): RNA polymerase II cis-regulatory region sequence-specific DNA binding; DNA-binding transcription factor activity
Source: RefSeq, marked provisional